This is a messenger RNA of Anguilla rostrata (American eel), 2943 nucleotides long. It is a transcript of the gene sack1d, whose product is annotated as family with sequence similarity 83 member D. Gene Ontology annotation, molecular function: protein kinase binding. The record is from RefSeq and is a predicted model, not a curated record. Gene Ontology annotation, biological process: signal transduction; regulation of TOR signaling; regulation of ERK1 and ERK2 cascade. Bases 180 to 1844 code for a protein of 554 amino acids. Gene Ontology annotation, cellular component: cytosol; mitotic spindle pole. Lineage: Eukaryota; Metazoa; Chordata; Actinopteri; Anguilliformes; Anguillidae. The transcript is spliced from 4 exons.
UCGCAGGCGUGGCAGAUUCAUCCUGUCAGUUUUAUGUCAGCCAAUACGGACUACCCGUGUGACGGUGCUGAAUGGGACGCAAAAUACAAAUGCUUUAGUUAGCUGCAUUUUUCCUGUGUCAGAAUUCAUAAAACAGGAUAUUCUUGUGGCGUGAGGGACGCGUUUAUCGGUGUAGUGCAAUGGCUUUAUCGCAGUGCUUGGAUGAUUCGCCAGGGUUAAGGGCGUUUAUGCGAGGUGACAUUAACAUUCAGGAGCUGUACAACGAACGGCACCGGCUUGCUUUGGAGGAGCUGGUCGCAGGUGGGGUAAACGCUUACUUAGAUUUCUUAAAAAAGGAGAGGAUACCCAAUUUUCUCUCCGACGAGGAAAUUCAACGCAUCAGUAUCGCUGCGGUGGUGCCACGAUGCGUGUCUCUGUUGGGGGAGGACACCGGGUUGGAACAAUCCAUGACUAGCUCGAUGGAUUGCUCCUCCGUCACUUACUUCCCCGAGGUGUCGGACGUUGAGCCGCCGCUUCUGGAAAUAGGAUGGCCGGCGUUCACCGCAGGUUCUUACCGGGGAGUCACCAGGGUUGUUGCCCACUUUCAGCCUAGCUACGGCGAGUGCAUUUACAGCUGCAAGGAAGCUGCGAGAAGAAUGAUCAAAAGUGCAAAAGAGGUGAUCGCCGUGGUGACAGACUCCCUCACAGACCUGGACAUCUUCAGGGACUUGCGGGAGGCCUGUACCCAGCGCAGGGUUCCCGUGUACAUCCUGCUAGACCAAUCCUGUGUCCCCUCCUUCCUGCAGAUGUGCCAGAACCUCAAUCUGCACCUGGAUGAAAUGCGGCAAAUGCGGGUGCGCACCAUAACUGGGGCCACCUACUUCUUACGCUCCGGAGCCAGGAUCACGGGGAAGGUGCACGAGCGGUUCAUGCUCAUUGACGGAAACCGGGUGGCCACAGGCUCGUACAGGUUUAACUGGACAGACGGUAAACUGAACAGCAGUAAUCUGAUCGAGCUGUCGGGUCAGGUCACGGAGCACUUUGACGAGGAAUUCCGCAUUCUCUACGCCCAGUCGCUGCCCAUCAGCGCACGGGCGAGCCACGGAAGCGCCCGGAACAGCGGCAUCUACGAGCACCUCCUCCUCAAACCGCCUGCCGCGGCUCCGCCCCCCAUUCCCCUGGAGCUGCAGCCCGAGCUCAGCAGGCUGACCAGCACCCCCAACCGGGUGCAGGUGCACAGCAGCGGGACUGAGGGGCGCAGCCGGAAGAGCAGCGCUCUGUCGGACUCCUCCACCCUCGGCGAGGACUGGAUGGAGCAGGAGCACAUGAGGGAGGUGCUGGUUGAUGGGAUCCCUGCUGCCAUGCCCAUGGACACGCUCAUGGAAGGGGAGGAGCCUCCUGUGUUGGAUGUCCCGGCCCCCCCCUCCUGCCACACCUCCACGCAGACCUGCACUCACACGGCCGACCACUGCAUGCAGACUGACCCGGAAGCACCGCCCAAACGCCCUCGUCUGCCCUUCCCUUCCCCUGGUGCCGUUGCCCGGAGCGACGCUGGCUGCGCCCCUAACACCCAGCCACGCCUGCCCGUCCGGCAGCCGCCGCCCCCUGACGGUAACCUGCGGGACUGCUUCCACAAGCUGACCAAGGAGCGGCAGUUCCAUUACACCACCAUCCGCACGAAGCUGGACCACAUGGUGGCGCUGCUGUCCCACCGGCGCGAGCUGGUGGACCUCACCAACCUGGCACUCAGCCCACGCCUGCACCGCGCUCGCAAGGGCCAGCCGCCGGACCACUCAGCCAACCUGCCCAUGGGCAUAGACGGCACGCUCAUGAACCCCUGGAGACGCCAGCGCUGUCUCCAGUGAGAACCGCACCCCCACACCAACGCUUGGUGACAUGCUGGUGAAACGUGAAAAUUUUCCCGUAAGGUCAGCGAGAAUUUUCAAUAGGGGCGUGUCACUAACCAAAAGCGCACAGUCAUACGAAAUAAGAAUUUGUUCUGAAUAUUGGGUGAAAAUAGAUGUUUCUAGGAAAAAAGGCAAGUAACCUGCAGGAAAUUUUGUGUUUAAAGGAUUAAAGCAUUUCGUGUUAUUUUUUGACUCAGGUCUGGAUGGAGCCCCAUCAGGUCCUUGUGUAACUGGUGUUGAGUCAUUCACUAGUGCCUAACGUGACAUGGAACACUGCACUGUAUUUACCGUUGGCAUUAUUCCUCUGCCUCCUCCCAGCUUGGCUGCUGUUUAAAGGGGUGGGAUUAUAAUGUAACUCUAUCUUCCUGCUGUUACACCAGUGUGUGUGCUGUGCACUUUACUUAAACCAAACAUAAACAGAACCAUUUUGGUCUUGGAAAACCUAACAAUGAGGUAAGCGUGCAAAUGUUUUUGUUUUGUUUUUUUAUCUUAUUUUUAUUAUUUUUAAAAACUCUUUUUGUUUUACAUUUUAUUCGACCUCCCAGGAUUUUUAACCUCAAAUCUAAUUUCUGUAUUCUGUAAAUAUAAGAGUGGCAGGAGAAAAGAAAGCACAAACAGUGUACUAAUGGUUUAAGAGCAAUGCUGUUUUGUCAACUCUGCUGUGUAUUACUUCUCAACUCUGUACUAUGUGUGGUGGUGCUUUAUAUUUUUGUUUUUUUCUUCUCUCUCUCAGUCUGUAAAGCUGCCCCUGUUCUGAGAUGCUGUUCUGUACAUAUGGAUGUUGGAAUAUAAAGAAUUAUAUUGUCACACUACAAAAUUUGGAACUGUUUGGCAGUGGCGAGAGACUGGUCACAUCUGGGUGGGUGCAGGUUUUUGAGAGAUUUUACUCAUCACGUUUAAUGACAAGCUUUUCCAAAAAAUGUUUGUGUUUUUGGAACCUCAAUCAAAAUGUGUUAAUUGUCAUGUCAUGUCUUUAAAUCUCAUCAGAGAGAUUUUAUCAUGCCAAGCUUGAAAAAAUUGUGAUUUAAAAAAGGAUAAUAAAAUGUGUAAGUGAUGA